Molecule: messenger RNA, 1743 nt
Organism: Eleginops maclovinus (Patagonian blennie)
Lineage: Eukaryota; Metazoa; Chordata; Actinopteri; Perciformes; Eleginopidae
Gene: rsad2
Product: radical S-adenosyl methionine domain containing 2
Exons: 6
Coding region: 73-1158 (361 amino acids)
Biological process (GO): defense response to virus; positive regulation of immune response
Cellular component (GO): endoplasmic reticulum membrane; mitochondrion; endoplasmic reticulum
Molecular function (GO): 4 iron, 4 sulfur cluster binding; catalytic activity
Source: RefSeq, a predicted model, not a curated record
CUGAUCCACUGUCCUUGCCGCUCUAUAAAAGGAAUGCCCUGCAGAUCUCAACAAGCAUAGUGACAACAUAGCAUGUGUGAUACGGCUGGUUUGAAGAUGAACACCUUCUCUGUGAUCCCGUCAAUGGUGCAGCUGCAGCUCUGCGUCAGCCACCUGCUCUACAUUUUUGCGAGCGUCUUUUCUACAGUUUUUAACUGGACAAGCGGAGUCUUCAUGCCGUCUACAUCGUCUGUCUCACAAGUUGACAUAAAAGUGGACCAAAGCAUUGUCAAAAAUGAGACGAGUCCAACAAGUGUCAAUUAUCAUUUUACACGCAAAUGUAACUACAAAUGUGGAUUUUGUUUCCACACUGCAAAAACAUCCUUCGUCCUGCCUCUGGAUGAAGCUAAAAGAGGACUGAAUCUCCUAAAGCAAUCAGGCAUGGAAAAGAUCAACUUCUCUGGAGGAGAGCCUUUCCUGCAUGAUAAAGGAGAUUUCCUGGGGAAAUUAGUUCAGUACUGCAAACAGGACCUCCAGCUCCCGAGUGUCAGCAUCGUCAGCAAUGGAAGCAUGAUCAAAGAAAAAUGGUUCCAGAAAUAUGGUGAAGAUCUGGACAUCCUGGCCAUCUCCUGUGACAGCUUUGAUGAAGCAACAAACCAGCUUAUUGGCAGAACUCAAGGCAGGAAAAGCCACAUUGACAACCUUCACAAGAUUCGCAACUGGUGCCAGCAGUACAAAGUGGCUUUCAAAAUCAACUCCGUCAUCAACACCUUCAACAUAGACGAAGACAUGACGGAUAACAUCCUCCAGCUUAACCCAGUUCGCUGGAAGGUGUUCCAGUGUCUGCUGAUUGAUGGGGAAAAUGCAGGAGAGGAUGCCCUGAGAGAGGCAGAGAGGUUUGUCAUCAGCGAUCAGAUGUUCCAGGAGUUUCUGGAUCGACACAGCAGCGUCCCCUGCCUUGUUCCUGAGUCCAAUGAGAAGAUGAGGAAUUCCUACUUGAUCCUUGAUGAAUAUAUGCGUUUCCUGGACUGUCGAGAGGGGAGGAAGGACCCGUCCAUGUCCAUCCUGGAUGUGGGUGUGAAGGAGGCCAUUUGUUUUAGUGGGUUUGAUGAAAAGAUGUUUCGAGAGAGAGGAGGGAAAUAUGUGUGGAGCAAAGCCGACAUGAAGCUAGAGUGGUGAAAACACUGCAACUCGAUUUACCUUUGAUGAGGGGUUGUACAGACAAUGUUUAUAGUGGAGUGUGAGUGUUUUUAUUUUUAUUUCUAUGACUUUCUAACCUCUUGAAGUAUAUUUUGUAGUGAUGUUUGUGAAGAUGAUGAAGAAGUCUCCGGAGACACCAGCUUGUAUAUAAUAAGGUUUAUUACAACAGCAUAGUAUCAUACACCAACACGGGCGAUGCGGGGUUCCCAGAGCCAAUUGUGAAAGUCCCCCCGAACUCUCUCUGUGCGUGCCAUUUAUAGAAGAAAAUAUGUGUACAUCCAAAGUGUGUGUGUGCUCACCUGAGGUACUCAUUAACAAUGUGUGCCCCCCUAAGGGGACAUGUUUGUUUUUUCCCCACAUUCCUCUUACCCAACCUUUGUCCUCAGAGAGUAUCUACCUUUGUAUAUCACCCCAGAUUUAAUACACCACACUCUCAAGUGUUAAAUUAAAUAUAAGUUCAUCUGAUUUUUAUAGCACAGGUUUUAAUGUAUACUUUGUAUAUCAUUUUGCGCUGCAGACAAUUUUGUUGGCAAAAAUUACGAAAUAAAAAAAGAUUUUUAAGUG